UAUAGACAUAAGUUAAGAGAAUACAGUUUCUAUCAUUUGAUUGGCUCGUUUUGGAAAGAACGUUACAAUUUACAUCGCUUACGCAAAAUAACGGGGGCUAUCAAAUGUGAAACUACGCGCAAAUUUUUCAAUUCAUGGCUGAUAUUGUUGAACAUAUGGGAUGGUAAUUCAACACUUAUAGGAGACAGCGUUAUUAGGCUAUUUUCAAUACUACCUAAAAUAUACCUACGUGAUUUCGAAAAUGUCUCAAUCAGAUCAACCUUCAUCACAAGAGUCAGAUAUUUUAUCUCAGGGGACCUUUCAAGAGAUAUGGGCUUCCUUGCAAAGGACAUUCAGUGAUCCCACAUGUGUUUUGGAUACAAUUCCUAGAAAAAUCGAGUAUAGAGAUCAAGAUUAUAAAGAUCAUGAUGAGGUGGAAAUUUCAUACACCAAAUAUAACUUUCAGGAAAAAAAAGAAAGUUUGCCAUCGACCAAUGGCCAUGAUGAUGAAAGUUCAAUGUUGAAUGGGGAAAGUCUUGUCGUAAAUGAAGAAAUAGAGCUGGCUCCAAUUCUUAGUAAUAAGGAUUAUCCGGGAAGAUACCAUUUUGGUAUUGAGUUUGAGCCCACAGUUUUUCCAAUAACUAAAGCAACACCAUGUGUCUACGUCGAAGAACGUAAAAAAUUAUUUGUUAAGAUGCAAUGUGUCAUUCCAAUAAUGUUUAAAAUAAAAGGCAAUCCACCGUCUGGUAGCGGAAUUCGUGGUAUUCUUAUGUACAAAAAACCAGAGCAUUAUCGCGAAAUUGUUGUCCGUUGUCCAAAUCAUAAAAAUACGUGCUCAGAAAAGUAUCCUGAGCAUGUAAUGAGAUGUGAUAAUCCACAAACAAGAUACGAAAGUUGCCCAAAGACAAAAAGGUUGUCUAUAUUCAUACCGCUGAAUGCUAUGAAACCAGAUGAUAGCGGAUAUCGCAAGGAAUUGUUUAGAUUUACAUGCUUUAACUCUUGUGUUGGAGGAAUGAACAGACGACCAACACAUUUAUCCUUUCGACUGGAAUGUGGUUCUAGGGUUGAAGGUAUAACUGUGGUUGAGCUCCGUAUAUGUGCUUCACCUGGGAGAGAUAGCAGUGAAAAGGACCUGGGAUCUAAUUCAAAGCUAAACAAACACCAGGACAACGAACCCAGUUCAACGACAGACGUCACAUCAUCCACAACAACAUUAUACCCCCCUCGACAGAGUGUAUUAAUGUCGACGGUUAAAGACUCCAGCUCACCCAAACCUUUCCAGUUCUCUAUCACGCAAGGACAACAACCUCGCAAACGACUAAAUCCUUAUUUGAGCGAUGGAUUUGUUGUGAAGAGAGGAAAGUGGAGCCAAGAAUGUGCGGCUGAUUCAUCUUCAAGUUCCGAUGAAACGUUUUAUCUGAAGGUACAUGGUCAGAGGCGUUAUGAGUUAUUAACGAAAAUCAACGAGGCUCUCCAUUUACUAGAUGGUGUAAAGGCACCUGAUCAAAUACAAAACAAAUGUGCAAGUGAUGAAAGAAGUCCUCCAGAAUUCACUAAAAUUCUGCCAAGAGUUCAUGAUAAGAUACAGGAUGUGCAUUCUGAAAUUCAGCUUGAAUCUAGUUUCCAGUCCUCGCAAGAAGUUAACGAAUUGUCACAACUGAGUCGUACAUCAUCCAAUGCGUCAUCGCAAUCGUCCCAGUCCUCCUCGUCAUCUGGCAAGUUUAGUGCAGAAAUAUUUACACUAAAACAAUUAUUGCCUUUCCAAUCUAACCUUAAAAAAAUUAUAUAAGUUGUUUUGUUGUGUGAUGUUAUUUUAUAUAUUUAUAAUUGCCUAAAUGCAUUUGUCGUGAACUCUCGAGGAGUGCAACUGUUGUGCCAAAUAUUUGGUACUAAUAGUUCGUCAUUGAAUCUCAAUUUUCUUGAAUUUGGGACACAAAAAUUACGAGCUUUAAAUAAUUCCAAACAUACAUGGUAUGCUGAAAUUACUGUUUGACGUUUAUUAAUCCCCAUAAAUAGUUUAUUUUAUUUGAUAGACGGUGGACCGCUGGCACUUCUUGUUGCGUAUAUAGUAUUUGUUGUCGAAAGUUUCUUUUUUUAUUCAUCCUGUACUAGUUAAAACAAUGGGACGAAAAAAUUUAUUACAUUUUUUUGCAAACCACUGAUUGUCAUAAAGAUUAAAAUUGUGGUCCGUUGAGAUUUAUUUGAGCACGGUUAAGUAUACAUAAAAUAAAGCAUUGAAAGCACAUAAAAGUACUUCUGUGAGAAAGCGGAUUAAAUGUGAACCGAAACAACUGCAAUGGAUCUACGGAGGGUUCGAAUUCGACUUAGAGAGCGAUAACUUGGAUAAAGACUGGUCAACGAAUGAAAUUUAGAAGAAACACCCUGUAGAGGGCGAGACCACGGGAUCCUUAUAUUGCUCAGCAUGUUAUAACAACUGGGAAGAAUUUUUUCUGGAGUACCUUGAGUUUGCAUUGAAGAAGCCAUGGAAAGUGCUGCUUAUAUGGCCCUGUAUGUGAGUAAGACUUCCUUGCAAUGUGUUUCAAAGUGUUUUUCUGCAAAGUUGCCAGUAUAGUUGUGUCGAGCGAUUAGUAUAAGAAUGGCUUAUCAGAAUUCACUUAAACAGAUUGUCCAUGCCAGUGUGUAAAAUGUUAUUAAAUGUAGCAGCUUGUCACCUUACCUUGAUCUUUAUAUACAAGAUUUUAUCUAAAUGAUUCUCUGUGAUGUUUCUAACUUUAAAUUUAAAUCAAUUUUUAAUACUUAGCUAUAUCAGUUUAAAUACAUUUGAUUCAGACAUAUUACAUUUUAUCCUACACUUGUUAGUUAAAUAUGAAUCAAAAUAUAGAAAUCUACCGUCUCAUA
Messenger RNA from Xenia sp. Carnegie-2017, 2838 nucleotides. RefSeq names its product cellular tumor antigen p53-like. NCBI's taxonomy places the organism in Eukaryota, Metazoa, Cnidaria, Anthozoa, Malacalcyonacea, Xeniidae. Gene Ontology annotation, cellular component: nucleus. Gene Ontology annotation, biological process: apoptotic process; protein tetramerization; regulation of transcription by RNA polymerase II. The transcript has 15 exons. Gene Ontology annotation, molecular function: RNA polymerase II cis-regulatory region sequence-specific DNA binding; DNA-binding transcription factor activity, RNA polymerase II-specific. The record is from RefSeq and is a predicted model, not a curated record. The coding region runs from base 242 to 1768 and encodes 508 amino acids.